AUAAUAUAUUUGAUUGAAUAUUCAAAUCAAUUGUCAAUUUAUGAAUACCGGGUAAUCAUAUGUAAGUGAAUUAGUUGUCAAUAAAGAUAUGACUGUAGUAUAUAUGACACGUGUCCGAUACGGACUACUGGUCGGAUCGUUUGUGGCCGCAGUCGGUGCCACUAUGUAUGCCGUAUUUUUAUACCCCCGACAACACAUAGAUUAUUACAAGACACAACAAUCCAAAAAUAGAGCCGCAAUUAAAAUAGAUGACAUACAGCCGGGAGGGAUGCGGGUCUGGUCAGACCCUUUUGACCGAAGAAAACACGACUAAUUGUUUGAUUUCAAUAGUUUUUCUCUAUAUUAUAGUUAUUAUUACAUUAAAAAAAUAAUAGAUUUAUAUUUAGUAAUGAUUUAUCAAAAUAAUUGUGUAAAUAAUAAAAUGAGAU
Molecule: messenger RNA, 428 nt
Organism: Oppia nitens
Lineage: Eukaryota; Metazoa; Arthropoda; Arachnida; Sarcoptiformes; Oppiidae
Product: small integral membrane protein 20-like
Exons: 2
Coding region: 89-313 (74 amino acids)
Biological process (GO): mitochondrial respiratory chain complex IV assembly
Cellular component (GO): mitochondrial inner membrane
Source: RefSeq, a predicted model, not a curated record